AAUCAUGUACGAAGAAUGGGAAUGGUUCUGCGGGAACAACAACACUUACCUUUCUACCGACCUCUCCAGUGAAUGGGUCGGCAACACGUGCUUCAUAAACGGACUGGCAUUGCUGCCGCAUGUCGCAUUCAUAUUUUUCUUUGCCCUUGCGCUCUUCGAACUGGGAUGCGUCUGCAACAACCGUAAACGGGGCAAAACUAAGUAUGUCCUGUGUUAUCCGGGUCACACGGUGCGGUGGCUGGUCAGCCUCGCGUCGCUGCUCGUUCUGGCCGCAGCCAUCGGUGAGGGAGUUCUGACGGACGAGACGUACCGGGCAUGGCAGCAGUCUACCCAACCCCACUAUUACGCCCCCAGUGCCGCUGCCUUCAUUGCCAUGGUCCUGUCACUCGUCUACUACCAUCACAUGGAGCUGUGGCAGAUACCUUCAAUGUCCAUCUUGCUCCUGAUUUAUUGGGUCUUGGCCUUGAUCGGAGAAUCACUACAGCUAGCUGACCUCAAGCACCACGAUAUAGUCGACGUCACCGUGCUUCGGUUUGAUCUGACGGUACUGAUGGUGAUCGCAUACGGCAUCCUCCUUCUGAACGAACUAAAUUUGAUCAGAAUAAAGGUUGUUGGAACCAGUAAGCUCAAAACAAUCAACGAAGACCUCCAAAACCCCAACAUGCACUUCAUGGACGACUACGUGAGCCUCUUGUCUAAAGCAACCUUUUGGUGGAUGAACUGGGUGUUUGCGAAAGGCUACAAGAAGCCACUGGAGCACAAAGACCUGGGGGACAUCCCGGAAAGACAUAGAGCCCAUCACAACCACAAACUAUUCCAAGAGGCUUUCGACAGGGAGCUGGAUCGGGCAGAGAGGAAGGACACCAAACCAUCUAUGUUCAGAAUCUACAUUGAUGCCUACGGGACAGUGUUGCUUGAAGGUGCAUUGUACAAGAUGAUAGCCGACGUCUUAAAUAUCAUUGGGCCUCUUUGUAUCGGAGCCAUCACAGGUUUUGUUGCCAAAGUCACGAUUUCAGCAGAUACAAAGCCACCUGCUCCACAUUACGUGGAAUUCGGCGAGUUCUUCGCCAAUGGCUACGUCCUGAUUGUGACUCUGUUCCUGGUGGUAAUAUUGAAAGCAUCCUUCCAGAAUAUGCACUUCAAAGUGGUUUUCGUGGUGGGUGCGAACGUCCGAGCGGCCUUACAGAGUGUGGUCUACAAGAAGGCGUUACGACUGGCCACUUUUACUACUUCGGGAGGCCAGAUGUCCAUGGGCCAAGUCACCAACCACAUGUCCGCAGAUGCCACAAAUGUCCAGGUCAUGUUUCAGUUCAUUAACUUUAUGUGGUCGGCUCCUUUUACGAUCAUCAUCAUCUUGAUUUUCCUGUAUUUCGAAAUUGGUUUCUCGGCGCUCCUAGGAGCUUCCUUGUUCCUCGUCGCUGUCCCGAUUCAGUUCCGAGUUGCAGCCAUCCUUGCCAACAGGCAGAAGCUUAUUUUGGGUUGCUCGGACCAGCGUCUCAAGCUAACCAACGAGCUUCUACAAGGAAUCAAACUAUUGAAGAUGUACGCCUGGGAAGAGCUCUAUUGUAAGCAAAUCGAGGCGGUCCGAAAGAAAGAAGUGCGCCACUUAUUGUACAUCAGUUUAUGCAUGAUCACCUCGGUGUCUAUAACAUUCGGAGUUCCAAUUUUAGUGACAUUAGUGGCCUUUGUGACAUUUGAGCCACUUUACGGAACACCGCUGACGCCUGAAAUCACCUUUUCUUCUUUGUCGUUCUUCAAUUUGAUCGCGAUUCCGCUCUUCCAGAUACCCCUGUCGGUAUCGACCGUCGUGGGCUCUAUCGUCAGCUCCAAGCGAAUUCUAAACUUCCUCCUGGCUCCUGAAGUCGAAGGGAACCGUGGAAAACUUAAGGAGCAUGGAGAGACGCAGGAAAAUAACCAUUCAAAAGAUCAGAAGAAGUAUAACGAUGCUAGUAGGGUAGUGUUUCACCAACUCGUUACCGACGAUCUCGAGCCAACAAUCUCUAUCGGCAUCCAGACCGAUGACACGGAUGAGGAGACGGGGCCAAUAACGAAUGGCAUCUCGCUAACAGAGUCUACCAGCUCACCUGUACCUUCCAGCCCAAAUACGGACCGAUUAGCAAUCAAGAUCACUGAUGGUAACUUUGUUUGGGACCCUGAAAGUACGACACCUGUCCUGUCCAACAUAGAUGUGGAGAUUCCAGCAGGCAAAUUGACAAUAGUGAUUGGUCAGGUUGGAAGUGGGAAGUCAUCACUAUUGGCGGCCAUGUUGAAUGAAAUGACGACACUCUCUGGGAAUGUACACAUUAAUGAUGAAAAGGACGGCAUUGCAUUUGCAGCUCAGAAACCCUGGCUUAUGAAUGCUUCGAUGCGGGAGAAUAUUCUGUUCACUACAAAGUUGGAAAGGAAACGGUAUAAAGGGGUCUUGGAUGCAUGUGCGCUCUUACCAGACAUCGACAUUUUACCGGCUGGAGAUAAAACAGAGAUUGGAGAGAAAGGCAUCAAUCUGAGCGGAGGACAAAAGCAGCGUGUCAGUGUGGCAAGGACCAUUUACGCUGACAGGGAUAUCAUCAUUUUGGACGAUCCCCUGUCGGCGCUGGAUGUUCACGUCGGCCGUCAACUAUUCGAAGAAGGAAUCAUGAAACAGCUUGUGAACAAAAACAAAACAGUGAUUCUUGUCACCCACCAGCUGCAGUAUCUUAGCAGAGCCGACCUGAUACUGGAAAUGAAAGAUGGUCGUAUCGUUGCCAGAGGAAGCAUAGAUGACAUCAUUAAGGCAGAUCCCGAAAUGUACGAGGAGAUCAAACAGGUGUCAGCAGUGGGAUGGAAUGACAGUCAAGCCGAGAGCGCCGAGGAGGAACGGUCAAAGUUGAAGCGAAGCAUUUCCGUCGUAUCAGCAGAACUUAUUCAGGGUGAUGGGAAGUUAAUACAGCAGGAAGAAAUGGUCCGUGGAGCUGUGUCUUAUAAGACCUACAUGUAUCUGAUGAGCAACAUCGGCUGGGCAGUAAUCUGCUUCGUUGCCCUCGCUGUGGCCAUGCAAUCAUCGCUGUCUGUCGUUACCAACUUCUGGCUGUCCGACUGGUCUGAAUCUGGCUUACAUCCGGCCAACGAGAGUGACAGAACUUACAACGAGUAUCUUGGCGGGUACGCAGGCCUCUCGAUCGGAACCGCAUUAAGUCAAGUACUUCAAACAUCGGCUAUUAUUCUGUCUUUCACGUUGACGGCCAAGCGCCUGCAUAUGAAAAUGUUACGGAAUAUCGUACAUGCACCGCUAAGGUUUUUCGAUACCACUCUUGUCGGGCGGAUUCUAAAUCGAUUCUCGAAUGACACCCAGAUAAUCGACUUUAGACUAGCCAACUCGUACAAUGGAUUCACCGUCAGCAUCAUGCAGAUUAUAGCGUCAGUAGUUGUCGUUGGUAUUGUCAUGCCAAUCUUCCUCGCCUUUGUCGUCCCGAUAGCCAUCUUGUAUUUCUUCUUACAAAAGUACUACCUAGCGGCAUCCAGAGAGAUGCAACGGUUGGACAGCACCAGCAAAUCUCCAGUCAUUUCUUAUUUCUCGGAGAGUCUUGGCGGACUGACUACAAUCCGUGCUUACAGAAAAGAGAGUACCUUCUACAACACAAUCCUGACUCGAAUCGACAGGAACACAACGGCGUUUCUUUAUUUGCAGGUUGGGGCUAGAUGGCUUGGUGUGAGGCUGGACCUCGUGGGAGCCUUGUUUGUGCUUAUUGCUACGUUGACCACGUUAAUUGGCUCCUUGGUGUUCAAUAUUAUCAGUUCUAGUGCGGUUGGCCUGAGUUCCACCUACAGUUUACAGAUAUCUCAAUAUCUCAACUUUUUCAUGAGAAAUCGGACGGAGGUUGAGAUGCAGAUGAACGCUGUGGAGCGAAUUCAGCACUACACGAACGUGGGCAGGGAGGACUACGGAGGGACCGAGCCUUCAAAAGGCUGGCCGCAUACUGGAGAGAUACGAAUUGACAAUGUCUCGGUUCGGUAUGCAGAGGGUCUUGAUGCUGUGAUCAGAAAUGUGUCUGUGUUCCUCAAAUCUGGGGAAAAGGUUGGUAUCUGUGGCCGAACGGGAAGUGGCAAAUCCUCCCUCACCUUGGCACUGCUGCGUGUCAUAGACAUCUUUGAAGGUCGGAUAUUCAUCGACGGUGUCAACAUUAUGUCCGUACCACUAAUGGAACUUAGGAGCAGCAUAUCAAUUAUACCACAAGACCCAGUGCUCUUCACGGGACCCGUCAGAGCAAAUUUGGAUCCGGAAAGGAACGUGUCCGAUGAUGAGAUGUGGCAUGCUCUCGAGAUUGCACAGCUGAAAGACGUCGUCUCCCAGCUUGACGGUGGAUUAGAUGCAGUUGUUACAGAGGGCGGUGAGAAUUACAGCGUUGGCCAGCGGCAGCUGUUCUGUCUGGCUCGUGCCUUUCUUAGGAAAUCACAUAUCCUCAUUAUGGAUGAAGCCACAGCCUCAGUAGAUAUGGAAACGGACAAGAUAUUGCAGACCAUUGUUGCUAAUGCCUUUGCAGAUAGAACUGUUUUAACAAUCGCACAUCGUAUAGCGACCAUUAGGACCUAUGACAAGAUUAUCGUGUUGGACGCGGGAAGGGUGGCAGAGUUUGGAAGCCCUGACGAGCUCCUAGCCGACGAGGAUGGAAUGUUCACGGCGCUAGUCGAAGACGAGUGAGGAAUCAGGGAUCAUCCA
Messenger RNA from Patiria miniata (bat star), 4696 nucleotides. Its product is annotated as ATP-binding cassette sub-family C member 9-like. The transcript has 31 exons. Bases 5 to 4678 code for a protein of 1557 amino acids. NCBI's taxonomy places the organism in Eukaryota, Metazoa, Echinodermata, Asteroidea, Valvatida, Asterinidae. Gene Ontology annotation, cellular component: membrane. Gene Ontology annotation, molecular function: ABC-type transporter activity; ATP binding; sulfonylurea receptor activity. Gene Ontology annotation, biological process: transmembrane transport; potassium ion transport. The record is from RefSeq and is a predicted model, not a curated record.